This is a messenger RNA of Cladophialophora immunda, 2418 nucleotides long. RefSeq lists its product as uncharacterized. Gene Ontology annotation, cellular component: Golgi apparatus; TRAPP complex. The transcript has a single exon. The coding region runs from base 84 to 1460 and encodes 458 amino acids. Gene Ontology annotation, molecular function: protein binding. NCBI's taxonomy places the organism in Eukaryota, Fungi, Ascomycota, Eurotiomycetes, Chaetothyriales, Herpotrichiellaceae. The record is from RefSeq and is a predicted model, not a curated record.
GAAAGAGAUUAGGACACAUAUCUCGCAGUAAAUGAAGAGGUGGGUGACUGUGUCGUCGGAUGUGAGAGUGUCACGUCUCCCAAAUGGCUUCAGCACACCACAGCCGCAAGCCUUCCAGUCGCACUGCCCUCCCACGAAGAACCACCAAAGGUCCACUGGAUGCACCAACAGACCCUUUGUCUCUAUCUGCGACACCUAUAGCCUCGCUUAGAAACCCUACAGCACCGCUCUCGCCGAGUAAAGAAGUCAAUGAGCCCUCAGGAGUGUCGGGAACAGCCAACCAGCCACCGGCGACCCAGGCUCAAGACUCGCCCACGGUGGAGGAAAGGGACCUCUCCUUCCUCCUCGAUGCCUCAAUCUACCAUCCUCUCUCUCAGCUCGAGGUUCCCGGCCCCUUUCGAAAACCAUUCCUCCCACCACCGAACUCAGAAACACCCCUCAAGGCUUCCAUGCAACAAUUAGAUUCACUCCUCUCCCAAUGCGAUUUUCUACGGGCCGCCCAGCUGGCAGGCUCCAUCUUGGUAUCCGGCACCGUGCGGCCAGUGGAUUCAAGGUCGAUCUUCCGCCUACUAGAGAUUAGGUACUCUUGUCUCGAACUUUCGGGGAACUCGCUGUUUGCCGCCCAGGAGGCAAAGGCGCUGGAAGAUCUGAGCUCCGGGUUCUACUAUGACGAGCCGAACCCAGGGCGAGGUGCAGAUGAUGAUUUGACAGGCGCGCAGAAAGUACCGAGCCAUAUAAUGCCGUUUCCUCUGCGCCUGCAGGCGCUCAGACUGCAGAGCAUCGGCUUCUCGGAUCCCAGAAGAGGGGUAUCUACACUGUACGAUGUUGCGCUCGAGUGCAGAGAACAUUUGUCCUCCCCGCAUACAUCGCCCGAGCAGAGAAAGGUGUGGACGGAACGGCUCGGCGAAGUGUCAAUCCGAGUUGUGAAUGCCUUGAUUGAAAUGGGAGAUGUCGAUUGUGCUGUGAGGACACUCGAAAGCAUGAAACCUGGAAGCGAUAAUCACCUGGCAAUCUGGACUUCCAGAAUGGUCCUGUUGAAAAUCAAGAUGGGCGACGUCACUGGAGCCAAGAGGCUGAUUGAAUCUGGAAAUCUGGACCCGGAGGACAAGCUUGUACUUGGUUCUCUUCUCGCAAUCGCCGAAGGCCGGUAUGACGAUGCAAUGAAGAGUCUGUCUGAAAACGGAGCGAGCGUUGACGCAGACUUGGCUGCACUUGUGGAACAGAACCUUGCAGUUGCAUAUCUAUAUCGAGGGGAGGUUCUGAAGGCAAGGCAGUUGUUGGAAAAGCUCGUCAAUGACGGACAUUCUUUCCAGACCUUGACAAUCAACCUCGCUACUAUCUACGAUUUGACUUCGGAUCGGUCGCGCGAAUUGAAAACCUCGAUGGUGUCGCAAAUUGCCGGUCGCGAGAGAGAUCCCGAUGCGAUCCGCGCGUUUGUGAAUGCCGAUUUCAAGCUAUGAACAUGUGCCACCGGGUCUAUUUGCAAACGGAUGCCAUGGUCCCAUGACGAUAGUCAAAGGCUUUGAGGAGUCCUUUGAGAUGGGAUAAUGCAGCCAGGACGAUCAAGACAUGGAAGAUCUGGUGCGAGCUUCCGAGAGUAUCAAAUUUGCCUGGAUAGAAGGCCUCUGGAACCCUCGCCUAAAAUCGUCUACUCAGCAUAUGGCAACCAUCAAUGCGGCUGCAAACUUACCGCAUACAGACCAGCACCCAAAAUAUAGAGAGCUCCCUGCAAUACCAACCACGACAGGCCAAUCUGGUUCUCCAUAUCUCCCAGUCCGAAGGUCCACAGUCCAUCGAGGACAGGAAACACUGCAGAGAUGCCCAUUCCAACGAACAUCAGAGCCCGGUAAGGCCUCCAAGCUGGAGUUCGGAAGCGUGGAAGGACUGAUGUUGUGGUGCAUGCUAUGCCCAAGGUGCAGAUCUGGUCCAGGUCUCAGCAACGUACUAGUGUCGUGUGAUUCUUGCUCACCAUGGUCCAGUAUGUCCAUUGUUUCCAUGGAUGGCACCAAAACCCAUAAUAUACACUGGGGAUGAAUGAGCCGGCAAUCAGCACAGAUAUCCCGGCAUAGUCCAGCUGAUUCCACAGUCUGGCAACGCGCGGAGAGUGGUUGGACAGGGUGUGGUAGAAUGCACUCAGUCCUAAACAAGCAGCCGCACCACCAAAGAAGCAGCUCAUUGCUAUGACGUCGGCCACCGAAGCUUUCUCAUAGCGAGGCUUGAGCACAAUAUAGAGAAAAGCUGCAAAGGGCAAACUAAGCGUAGCAGGGACUAAAUGCGUCCAGAUGUUCACGCUCUCGUUGUGCCAGUGCAGAAUGCUCUGCAGAGAUCUUGUGUAACUGUAGGAGGCACGGCGAUAGCUGCCAUGGAUAAAGUGGUUGUCCUGAAGCCAGUGCGGUAGAUCGUUCCAGUGUAUCAGAG